AUGGUCCAAGAAGCUGAACGAGGUGUUCAGGUAAUUCGAGAAAAGAUGCCAAUGGCUCAAAGUCAUCAUAAGUCUUGCACCAAUAAUAGGUGCAAACCCUUGGAAUUUGAAGUUGGCGAUUAUGUGUUCUUGAAAAUCUCACCAACCAAGAGAGUGAAAAGAUUUGGAAAGAAAGGGAAAUUGAGCCCUAGAUACAUCGACUCCUUUGAGGUGUUAAAGCGUAUUAGCAUAGUUGCUUAUCACUUGGCGUUACCACCCAACUUAUCCAAUGUUCAUCUAGUAUUUCAUGUGCCCAUGCUUAGGAAGUAUGUUCCUAAUCCUUCGCAUGUGAUAUGGUAUGAUGAAGUCCAGUUACAAAACGGACUUGGUUAUAAGGAGCAACCCAUAGCCAUAUUGGGUCGACAAGUCAACGGCUUCACUCCAAGGAUACUGCUUCGGUGA
Theobroma cacao (cacao) is the source of this 441-nucleotide messenger RNA. The record is from RefSeq and is a predicted model, not a curated record. NCBI's taxonomy places the organism in Eukaryota, Viridiplantae, Streptophyta, Magnoliopsida, Malvales, Malvaceae.